Messenger RNA from Drepanopeziza brunnea f. sp. 'multigermtubi' MB_m1, 2112 nucleotides. NCBI's taxonomy places the organism in Eukaryota, Fungi, Ascomycota, Leotiomycetes, Helotiales, Drepanopezizaceae. The record is from RefSeq and is a predicted model, not a curated record.
AUGUCUGAACAAUACAAUUUCACUGAGCAGAUCCUCGAUGAUGUUAAUAACCAUGAUGUCCAAGACUGUAUUGCCAUUCUGAGGCUCGAGAACCACCUAGGCGACCUCCUGCAAGAGUUUCCUAUCUUCGACGGAGAAGUUGCGGAAAUUGGUAGAGAUCCCGACAGACACAGUGGUGGGCAGGAUGAAAUUCGUAGGAGGUACAUUACCCUCCCAGAUGACUUGCUAUAUCCCGUUGUCUCCAAAAACCACUUCCGCAUAUACUCGGUAAUCUUCGACAAAAAGGCGCACGACUUACAACCAUUGAUAUACUGCGAGGACCUAGAGUCUACGAAUGGCACCUAUGUCAAUGAUACUUGCAUCGGCAUGAUAGGUCGUGAGAGGAUCGCACAUUUGCUUAGCCACGGCGAUGUCAUAACCGUGCGGCCGGAUUGGCGAUUCCGGUUGUACCAGCCUCAAUUGACAGCUCUCAAAGGACUCAGCGGAAAGUCGGAAGACCUUGAGAUGCAAUACAGUGUUUCAAAGCGUAUUCUCGGUAGUGGGCAAUAUGGUUCGGUGUUCUUGGCCAACGAAGUUGCAACUUCCAAGCAAGUUGCUUGCAAGAUUGUUGAUUUCGAAAAGGCUAUUGAACAUCGCGGUGAUCCUUCUUCAUCCCCAUUCUUUGUCAUCGGCGGAUUGCAGGCAUCAUCAGGAAAGGACGCCAUCAUGCGCGAGGUCAAGAUACUAGCAGCUCUCAGUCACCCACAUAUCGUCAACCUGAGAAAGGUUUUCUACUCACAGAAUACCUUAUACACGUUCACCGACCUCGCCCCGGGUGGGGAUCUCUUCUCAUAUAUCGAAAAGUGCAGAGACUCGAUCACUGACUGCGAAGGCCGAAUUAUUGCCCGACAAAUUGUCAUGGCCUUGGAGUUCAUGCAUUCGAACGGCGUUGCACAUAGGGACAUCAAGCCGGAAAAUGUUCUUAUCAUGCAAACAGACUUUGGAGGACGCGUUGUUUUGACAGACUUUGGUUUUGCAACUUACACCCGUGAGAGAGCCGGGAGGAUGUUAUCCAAAGUCGGCACAGAUGGAUACCUUGCACCUGAGGUAGACAGAGUCGAGCGAACAAAUCAAAGCUACACGACGGCCGCUGACAUGUGGUCUCUUGGCGUCCUGACGGCGCAUCUUUUGACUGCUCAGUCAAUUUUAACACAAGAGGAAGUUCCUCGUCUCAGUCAGAUACAGAUAGCAGAGCGGUUCCUCGCAGUGGAGAGCAGAAAUCAGUUGAAGCCACGAGCCGUCAGAUUCCUUCAGAGACUCUUUGUCCUGAACCCGUCCGAUCGAAUGACGGCUGUUCAAGCACUCAAUCAUUCAUGGUUCAAGAAGCCAGAUUCGGAAGCAGCGGCUAUUGAGGAUGUCUGUAGAAAAAUGACCCGGUUCUGGAAGAAACGCGAUGACCAACCUGAUACGAUGAUCGAAGCUCUUCCCGGUGUCCGCAGAGAUGAUCGAGUAGAUGACGAGUCAAGUAGACAGUACAAGUCUCGGCGCAAAAUUCCAGAUGCCUCGUCAUACCAGUAUUUCGGUCUAGAAAGGCAUCUCCAACAGAGACCAUCUUCACAGAGACGGACACUUCUUGAAGACCUCAACAAGUCAGGAUCACAAUUCAUUGCUACCAAAGAAUCGAGCGUCAGCCGGCUCCGAGAUGCGUUCACCCACGGUAGCGAUAUAUUUGGAAAGAGCCAUGGGUUUGAAACCCAAUAUACCAACUCACCAGAGGACGACGAAGGAAUGUCUGUUAUUCCUACGACAACUUUCCCAAUUGAAAAGACGUACGGAUUCACUCUCAACGCUGCUACCAGUCCAUCCAAUCCUCAAGAUUAUUUUGCGGCUACGGACUUGGGGAACUCGCAGCAGGGCUCUAACUUGAAGAGAGUGAGGUUUGAGUCAGAGGAUCCGGAAGAGCGUGCUCUGAGAGACGCUGUUGCAAAGGCGGGCCCAAGAUGGCAGACCGCGAAGGAUUUCGGUGAUGCCCUCAAGAAGCGAAAGAUGGAACUUGUGGCACGGUCUGGAAAUACACAGAGACAGCCGCUGGGAACACUGCCUAUCAGGACCUCGUCAAAAUCCGCGUCAUAG